Tachyglossus aculeatus (Australian echidna) is the source of this 1205-nucleotide messenger RNA. RefSeq names its product H-2 class II histocompatibility antigen, E-S beta chain. The record is from RefSeq and is a predicted model, not a curated record. NCBI's taxonomy places the organism in Eukaryota, Metazoa, Chordata, Mammalia, Monotremata, Tachyglossidae. Gene Ontology annotation, molecular function: MHC class II protein complex binding. Gene Ontology annotation, biological process: immunoglobulin production involved in immunoglobulin-mediated immune response; immune response; peptide antigen assembly with MHC class II protein complex. Gene Ontology annotation, cellular component: membrane; MHC class II protein complex. Bases 52 to 852 code for a protein of 266 amino acids. The transcript is spliced from 6 exons.
CGUCCUGAUUGCUAUUCUCCUCACUUCCCCACCCUCUCUCCGGCCUACAGGAUGGUGUCUCUGCGGGUCCCUUGGAGUCUCUGGGCAGCAGCUGUGGCAGUGGCGCUGAUGGUGCUGACAUUCCCUGGGGCUGGGGGCCGGGAGCCUCCAGAGCAUUUCCUGCUCCAGGAAAAGUUUGAAUGUUCCUUCCACAACGGGACGGAGCGGGUGCACUACGUGGUCAGACACAUCUACGACCGGCAGGAGAUCGCGCGCUUCGACAGCGACGUGGGCGUUUUCGUGUCAGUGACCGAGCUGGGCCGCCCGGACGCCCAGUACUGGAACAGCCAGAAGGACUUCAUGGAUGGGAAACGGGCCGCGGUGGACACGAUCUGCAGGCACAACUACGGCGUGAGUGAUGGCUUCUUGGUGCAGCGCAGAGUCCAGCCCACAGUGAAGGUCUCCCAGGCAAAGACAAAGCCCCUGGAGAGACACCAGACGCUCGUCUGCUCUGUGACGGGGUUCUACCCGGGAGACAUCCAAGUCCAGUGGUUGCGGAAUGGACAGGAGCAGAAGGAGGGUGUCGUGCACACGGAACUGAUGCGUCAUGGAGACUGGACCUUCCAGGUCCUGGUGAUGCUGGAAACGACCCCCAAGAGCGGAGACGUCUACACCUGCCACGUAGAGCACACCAGCCUGCAGGGCCCCAUCACCGUGGAGUGGAGGGCCCAGUCUGAAUCUGCCCGGAGCAAGAUGCUGAGUGGAGUCGGGGGUUUGGUGCUGGGGCUCAUCUUCCUGGCCGUGGGACUCACCGUCCACUUCAAGGGCCGGAAAGGACACUCCGGCCCUCAGCCUGCAGGACUCCUGAGCUGAUCUCCACCGCUGUGUGCCUCACCCACUAGAGCAGCUGGUCCUGUACCUCUCCCUGCCCCUUGGAGGUGAUCCUGUGAGUGAUUCACCUCCUCCAGCACCCUACGACCCUCCAGGCCUCGAUGUCCCCCUUCCCCACCCUCGUGGACCCCCCUCCCUGACCAUCCUGGCAGCAUCUUUCCUUCUUGGGCCUCAUGCUUGGUGGAGGCCAAGUGGGGGCGGGGGGGGGUGGUGUGUGGGGGAAUAAACCUCUGACUUUCCCAGUUACUCCCCAGGGAACACAGCAGCCCAUCCUUCCCCGUUGAGUUGACAUCUCAUUUCUUGAAGCUUUUUCCUCAUUAAACCGUGGGACUGAG